AUGGCAUCGGUGAGCAAGGGUGGUCGGCUUAUGCUGUUGCGGCCCUCCCCGACGCCGACCCGGUGGAUCGGGACGCGUGGAGGCCGUGGUCCUUGGGCGCUGCUCCCGCUGUCAGCGACGGCAAAGACGGCAUCGGCAACCCCAACAAGAACAACAAGGCUGUUGUCGGCGUCCAGGACGGCCGUGGUCUACUUCUCCACACAUCCGCCGAGAAGAUCUGACGAAAAAGAAUCAGCCUCCAGGCCGGAUCCCGUCCCGAAGCCCCAAGAUGGAGGCGACAGUCUCCCCAAGAAGAUGCUCGAAUCUGCCGCCACCUCCUUUGCCUCAAUACUUGUACUAGCCGCCGGCUUCGCCAUAGCAGGCUACGCCUACCACAAGACAUACAAGCGCAUCGUGCUCAAGAAAAUGACCCGCGCCUUCACUCCCGGCGACCCCGUACUCGAACUCGCCGCCAUCGGCAAGGAGGUGCCGCAGAACCCCGCCGACGCCGACGACCGAUGGGUGCAGCGGCCGGAGCAGGCGCGCAUCGACAAGAUCGUCAACGGCUCUGAGGUCGGCCACUACUUUUUGAUACUGGGCGAGAAGGGUACGGGUAAGAGCAGCAUGUUGAUCGAGGCCAUGCGCAAGAUUGACGGCGAUGGCGUAGCCAUGUUCGAGGCCCACGCGGAUCUGGAGAUUGUGCGCAUCCGUCUCGGCAAAGCCCUUGAUUUUGAGUUCCACGAGGACUACAUUGGCGGCUACUUCAGCGAGCGCGGUCCUCGCGACACGACGGCCCUCUUGGAUAUCGAGCGCGCCCUCAACAAACUCGAAAAGGUCGCCAUCGUCAACCGCGCAACGCGCAAGAAGCCGCUGGUCGUCAUCAUCAACCAGAUGCACCUGAUUCGCGACGAUGACGACGGCAAAGAUCUCAUCGAGCUGCUCCAGCAACGCGCCGAGCAGUGGGCCGCUUCCAACCUCGUGACUAUGGUGUUCAACACGGACGACUACUGGGUGUACGAGCGGUUCAAGCAACUGGCUACGAGAAUGGAAAUCAUGUCGGUGCGCGAUCUGCCCAAGCGUCAAGCCAUUGCGGCCCUCGCCAAGUACCGCGUCAAGUACUUCAACGAGCGGCUGAGCGAGACGAUGCUAGAGGAGGUGUACGACCUUGUCGGCGGCAGGCUGUCGUUCUUGAACCGCGUCGCCAAAAGCAGCGAUAUGAUCGCGACUUGCAAGUCCAUCUGCCAAGUGGAGAAGACGUGGUUCCUCAACCAGUGCUGGAUCCUGGGCGCCGAGAUGGACGACGACGUGAUGGAUCAACAGAAGUGGGCGGCCGCGGCCAUGGUCCUCGCACAAGCGCUCGUGGACAGCGAAGAAGACAUGGAUCUAUGGGAUGAGGAGAAGGGUCACGUGCUGCCCUCGUUCCAGAUGCACAAGGCGCAGGAGAUCAUGACGCGCGCCGAUUUCAUCCGGGAUAUGGACCGCCUCAACCUUUUCACCAUCGCAUCCAACGCCGAGGUGCGCGCCUCAUCUGUGCCCAUGCACCGCGCCUUCCAGGAGAUAUGCGCGCAGAAGGGUUUCAGGGACCACCUGGAGAAGACGAUCCAACGUAUCAGCGAUAUCGAGUCGCUCGGCCGCACUCGGGAGCUAGUAGCGAAGGAUCUCGUACUCGGUGGCAAGUACGAGAUCAUCCGCGAGGGCAAGAACGGGGUUACGGUCAAGUUGACCGAGGGAGAGGACCGGGAUUUGUAG
Messenger RNA from Colletotrichum higginsianum IMI 349063, 1728 nucleotides. RefSeq lists its product as uncharacterized. Lineage: Eukaryota; Fungi; Ascomycota; Sordariomycetes; Glomerellales; Glomerellaceae. The coding region runs from base 1 to 1728 and encodes 575 amino acids. The transcript has 3 exons. The record is from RefSeq and is a predicted model, not a curated record.